AUGACAAAGGACAGCUACGAAAUGGACUCUAAUCGAAUAACAAGAGGUGGAUCUCUCUUUGGUAGCGAUCCCCAAAUACAACUCAGAAAAGCUCUGAAGAACAAUGACUACGUGACAUUUAAAAAGAUCGUCAGCUAUGGUGCAGUGGAUCUCGAAUAUGUUUAUCCAUAUCCAGAUUACAAAACAUGCCUUGAACUUGCUUUAUCAGAAACAGAUAGAAAAGAGUUUGUAAAGCUUCUACUGCAGCAUGAAGUCCAAAUCAACAAAGUGAAUGAAAAAGACGGUAAAGCUCCUAUACAUUUAGCUGUCGAAAAUGGAAAUCUUGAAGGACUAACGGCUUUAUUAGAAGAUGACAGAAUUGAUGUUAAUAUUAAAUGUAAGGGAAAUACGGCAUUACUUAUGGCCAUAAAAGGGAUACAAGAUUUGGAUGACAAUCGAGAACAAAACCUAGCAACAUAUGAAGAUAUGAUUGAAUUACUUUUAAAAGCUGGAAGCAACGCAAACGCUCCUGAUAACAAAGGAAUAACUCCAGUUUAUUCUGCUGCAAAGCAAGGCCUUGAAAGAGUAGUUAAGUUAAUUUUGGAUUAUUCCAAGGAUCCUAUUGAUCUUGACAGUUAUAAGGACAUAAGGGGUCGCACUGCACGGUAUUAUUUAAAUGAUGCUUUUCCUCAUCUUUUGGAAAAGUUUGACGCGUUAAGCAAACAAGAAGAAAUAAUUGAUAUUGAUAAACUUUUUUCUUACCUCAGUAGACACGAAGAAGAUAACUUUAUACGUGAUUACACAAAAUUAGUAAAGAGAAGUGAACACCGUCCGGCAAUUGCUGCAAAUAACGGUAUGUAUACGAUGCUACAAUUAAGUACUGAAAAGGGAUUCGAGAAAAUUGUUGGACUUUUGCUUAAUUCUGGGGCAGAUCCUAAUGCAACAUGUUCUGGUAACAUAACUCGACCAAUAGCCAUAGCGUGCCAAAACGGUUACUACAAAAUUCUAAAAAUGUUUAUUGACAACGAAUCUACUCUUUUCGAUCCAGUCAAUAAUGAGUCUCUUUUGCAAAUAACAAUAAAAGGAAUGAAAUUGAUCCCUAAGAGCCAGAAAGUAGACUUUAAAGGCUGCUUAGACUUGUUAUUGAAAAACCCAAAAAUUAAUACUAAUGUUAAUUAUUCUGAUAUAAAAAAUAAUACGGCUCUGCACUAUGCCGCUAGAAAUGGUGACAAUGAUACUGUAUUAGAAUUACUAAGAAGUGGGGCUUGCAUUGGCCUGCGUAACAAAUUUGACGAGCCACCACUGGCAGAUAUUAAUUCGAAAACACUUGAAACAUACUUAGAUGAAUGUAUUACAAGUAACAGCGAACGACCGAGUGACGAUGACUAUGAGAUUAAUAUAAAAUACAGUUUUCUAGUGUAUCCAAACAAUUCUUUUGAAAACGAAUUAUGUCGAGUACCUUUAAUGGAUAAUGAAAACAACAAUAUAAAAGAGUGUGAUGCUCUUUUAGCACCUGAAACAGAAGCCCUUUUGUAUAUGACAAGGAAUGAAGAAUUGCGGCCACUGUUAAAACAUCCAGUGAUAACUAGUUUCCUAUAUUUAAAAUGGCAACGAAUAAGCUGUUUGUUUUAUGCCAACAUUACCUUUUAUUCGCUAUUAUGGUUAUCAUUAAUAUUGUAUAUUAUUUUAGGUUAUGGUGUUGAAAGAGAACAAUCAAAAUCGAUUGAGGCUUUAAAUGUUGUAACACAUGUAGGCGCUAUAAUUGGACUAAUUCUUUUGAUAUUUCGCGAAUUAUUUCAGUUGCUAGUUUCACCGACAAGAUAUUUACAAAGCAUUGAAAACUGGAUGGAAAUUGCUUUAAUAUUUGUUACUGCUUGGAUUGUUGGAUACGACUCUGCGACAGAGUCUACUAAACAGCAAUUAUCCGCAGUAGCUAUUCUUUUAUCUUCGGCUGAACUGGUUUUAUUGAUAGGUCAGUUUCCAACUUUAUCGACAAACAUCGUAAUGCUCAAAACUGUAUCUUGGAACUUUUUCAAAUUCUUGGUUUGGUAUUGUAUUUUAAUAAUUGCGUUUGCAUUAAGCUUUUACACUUUGUUCCGGAAUGUGGCUGAAGACGAAGAUCAAAGGCCUCCGAAUCCAAACAAAACGGGAAAGCAGGAAGAGGACGACGAAGAAGAUUUCUUUGAAGAUCCCGCAAGAUCUCUAUUCAAGACUAUUGUUAUGUUGACGGGCGAGUUUGAUGCAGGAUCUAUCAAAUUCAGUACAUUUCCAGUAACGAGCCAUAUAAUAUUCAUAGUAUUUGUUUUCAUGGUUCCCAUAGUAUUGUUUAACUUGCUUAAUGGUCUGGCAGUAAGUGACACACAAGAAAUUAGGGCCGACGCAGAGUUAGUCGGUCAUAUCUCACGAGUUAAAUUGAUAUCAUAUUUUGAAAGUGUACUCAUUGGUAGAGCAUAUUCAAAAUCUUCCAAAAUCUGGUCAUGGCUGCCACCAUAUCUUCAGGAGUUGCAAGUCAUAACUCCAAAAAUGUUGUGUAUGAAACCGUUGGCGAAACGUAUUAGUCUGUUCCCCUAUUUUUUGCCUAAGUAUCGGAUAAUCGUGAAGCCCAAUCAAGGCAAUACUAUCAUCAUUCCCCAUGCAGAACCAUUAGGAAAAUAUGGCGAUGAUUAUGAAGACAUUGAGGGUGGAAAGUGUUGUUUUGAGCGCUGCCAGAACUAUAGAUUAGAAAGAAAAAUCGUCAAGAAUGCUAAGUUAGUUAUAAGUAAAAAGACAUACGUAUCCGAAUUUUCGGAAAUAAGAGAAAAGUUAUCGUUAUAUGAAACAAAAAUAGAUAACAUUGAAAGUACAUUAAAAAAGGUUCUUGAUGCUCUCGAAAUGCAGCGCAAUUACUAA
Molecule: messenger RNA, 2868 nt
Organism: Parnassius mnemosyne (clouded apollo)
Lineage: Eukaryota; Metazoa; Arthropoda; Insecta; Lepidoptera; Papilionidae
Source: the annotation of a GenBank genome assembly